UGUUGUCAUUUCUCAACUCUCCUUGCUUCUGUGCCCUCUCUGUAAUCUCAGUUUUGCCGUAUCUAUGGGACCCCGCUGUCACCUCCAAAUGGAAUUUUCGGGGUGUAGAAGGUGAAAAUCGUCCCAUAACAGGGUAGUGGACUACCCAACCUUGAUGUCGCUUAGUCCUAAAUCUGUUUCCUCUGUACUUCCUAGAGUGUUCAGUGGGUGGAGACCACAGUUGGUGGGUCCUUAAAGUCUCCGCAGAAUUACCUGAGUGGGAUAAAUUUGAGGAGAAGUUCCUGAAACCGGAAAUUCCUCUGAGGCGUUUCUCCCAGUACUGGGAGUUGCUCUGAGGGAGCCCUCCUCGUGAGGAGUUGGGUUUCCUUGGGAUCCCGAAAAGCAUCUGUUCACUCGGCCGCCAGCCAUACCGAGGUCAUGGUUCAGAGACGCGGAGCCAUGCCGAGCAAUCUCAUGUUGGAACUUCGCCUUCUACUUGUGAUAUUUUGGAGACACAUUCAGCAUGAACAGGAAGUCAGCCAUAGAAGGGUGGGAGACUUUCUGCAGCUCUGCUAGCAGGGACCAUGGAGAGGAAAGAGGAGGAGCUUAAAAGAGGUCACUGGAAUCAGGCAGCUAUGGCUGAGGAGUUUGUGACCCUCAAGGAUGUAGCCAUGGAUUUCACCUUGGAAGACUGGGAAGACCUGGAGUCAGAGCUGGACCAGAGAGAUCUGUUCUGGGAUGCGGCACUGAACAACUACCAGGACCUUUUCUCAUUUACAGACCCUCCGCCACCCAGCCUGAUUUCCCAGCCAGAGGUCAGGGAAGAGCUGGAAGCCACCGGUACUGAAGUGUCUGAGACCAAGAACUCUCCUUUGCAGAAUUAUUUCUUGGAAGAAGACCUCUCCCACAUUAUGGAGAUGUUUUCCAACAAGGAGCUCAACUUUGAAGCCUGUAUAGGUGAGAACUGGUUAGAUAGUUUUCUAGGAGAUCCAGAAAGUCUUCCAAGACCUGUCAUCAGCAGCAAGGAAAGCCCCACAGAUCAUAGGAGUCAUGAGCCCAAGAGUUGCGUCAGUCCUGGGCCUCCCUUUUGCACAACAGAGAAUUCUGUGAUAUCUGAUAUUCCUGGAAAGAACCUCACUCCAGUGAUACUGAAGGAAUCCAGGAGUGUCCCGAGCCAGCACGACUCUGUCCAGGGACAAGAGAAGCUAUAUACGUGUAGUGAGUGUGGGGAAAGCUUCAGCCAGAGUUACCACCUCAUGCAGCACUGGAUUAUCCACGCCAGGGGAGAGCCUCCUGCAUGGCAAGAGCAGCAGCAAGGUCUCAGCCAAGGUACUCACUUUCUCACGCGUCCAGGAACUCAAUCAAGUUACAAAUCCUAUGUGUGUCAGGAGUGUGGUAAAGGGUUUAGUCAGAAUAUGUACCUCCAGUGGCAUCAGAAAAUUCACACUGGAGAAAAACUUUGUAAAACUCCAAGUGACAACCUAGAAAAGCCCUCUAAGAGUCCGAGUGAUGAGCCAGGGAAGCAGUGUAUGAGUAAAGGGGCUGACUCAGCAAAACUGUGUGAACUUCAAGGUUGGGACCAAGAAAAAUCACCUAUUAGUAAAAGUAGUGAACAAGAAAAACUGCAUAAGAGUCAGCUUGGUGACAGUCCGCUCAUUCUUCAUCCAGAGCCUGUAAAGCAUCAGAAAACUCCUACACACGCCAAGUGCUUCAGAUGUAAGAAGUGUGGGAAGACAUUCAGUCGGGCCUUUCAUCUUGCUCAACACCACAAAGCCCACACUCAGAGACUCUAUGAAUGUGCUUCAUGUCCUGCAGUCUUCAACUUAAGGAAGCAUUUCUUCCUGCAUCGCAAAACACAUUUCCCCAGAACUGUCUUCCAGUGUCAAGAAUGCAGAAGGAUCUUUAACCGGAGGUCAGCACUCAUUAAGCACCAGGCUGUUCAUACAGGAGAGAAGUCAUACAAGUGUAAUGAAUGUGGUAAAGCUUUCAACCACUCCUCCACCCUGAAGCUCCACCAGAGGACUCACAGCGGAGAGAAGCCUCACAGAUGCAGUGAGUGUCGGAGAACCUUCAUUCGGAGAGCAGACCUUACAGAGCAUCAGCGAGUCCACUCAGGCUUCAGACCCCACCAGUGUCCGCUGUGUGCCAGGAGUUUUAGCCGGCCCUCACACUUGAGUCGACACCUGCUGAGUCAUGCUGCAGAAAGGCUCUUUGGCUGUGCUAAAUGCAAGGAGACCUUCGGCCAUAAAGAGCAGCUAGAGCGGCACUAUAAAAUCCACACCAUCGAGUGCUCCUACGAAUGUAAGCAGUGUGGGGAACACUUCAUUUGCAGGUCAACUCUGAAUUGCCACCUGAGCAUACACAUCAGAGAAAAUACAAGCAAGAAAGUAUUGGGUCAGAACUCACAGCACACUGAAAAAUGCUUUAAGAAUACCAAGUGUGGGAAAGCCUUUAACCACAGCAAAUACCUGGGGCAGCAUGAGAAGACUCAUACCCAGGUGACAUCCUGUGAGCAUAGCCCAUGUGCGGAAACCUGUGACCAGAGUACUCGGCUUAUUUGCCAUCCGAGCAUCUGUGCUGCCAUAAAACCAAAUGACUGCACUGAGCCUGAGAGAUGUGUGCAUGACACCUCUGUCAGUGAGCACCAGCCUUCCCAAAGGGAGUGGCCCUUUAAGUGUGAUAUAUGCAACAGGACCUUCAAACAGAGUGCCCAUCUUUCAAAACAUCAGUUGAUUCACACUAGAGAGAAACCCUUUAAAUGCAGUGAAUGUGACAGAGCCUUCAAGCAGAGUAACUACCUCAUUCAGCACCAGAAAAUUCAUACUGUAGAGAAGCACUUUGAAUGUAGUGAGUGUGGGAAAACAUUUCAUCAGAAAUCAUGUCUUUCUAAGCAUCAGAAAAUCCACUCGGGGGAGAAGCCCUUUAAAUGUGGUGACUGUGAAAAAGCCUUCAUUUCCGGUGCCCAUCUUAUCCGACACCAGAGAAUUCACACUGGGGAAAAGCCAUAUGUUUGUCAGGAAUGUGGGAAAGCCUUCAGUCAGAGCUCGUGCCUUACUCUUCACCUCAGGAUUCACACUGGGGAGAAGCCAUACUCAUGUAGCACAUGUGGGAAAACCUUUGCUCAGAAAGCAAAUCAAAGGAAGCAUGAGAGGACUCACAGUGGGGAGGAGUCUUACGCCUGUGAUGUGUGUGGGAAAGUCUUUGUCUUCAGCACCCAUCUCAGGCAACACCAGAGAAUCCACACCAAGGAGAAACCAUAUUGUCAAGACUGUCAAAAAGCCUUUCACAGCUGCUCUGCUCUGAGCAAACACCAGAAACUUCACACUUGUAAAGUAGCAAGUAACACUGCUGAGAGCCACUUGGUUACAGCGGAGUGCCAUACUUCUGAAGGCCUUCAUCUGAAGCCAGCCAUUGAAACCAACACAUUGCAAACCUCCACUCCCCAUAAGUCCUAAUAAAAGUUGACAAGGCAGACUGGACAGAAGCAUUUCAUCUAGACCAGCGGUUCUCAACUUUCCUGAUGCUGCGACCUUCUAGUUCAGUUCCUCAUGCUGUGGUGACCUCCAACCAUGAAAUCAUUUUGUUGCUACCUCAUAGCUGUAAUGUUGUUACUGUUAUGGAUUGUUAAGUUUUCCAGUAGUCUCAGGAGAUCCCUGUGAAAGGGUCUUUCCACCCACAAAGGGGUCAAGACCCACAGGUUGAAAACUUCUGAUUUAAGAAGCUGUGCAAGUCAGGAUUUGGUAGUAGACCUUAGAGCCAGUCCACCUGAAUUGAAUUCCAGUUCUGUCUUCCUAAUUGGCCUUGUGAAAACUUUUCCUCAUCUGUAAAAUGGGCAUAAUAUCCCUAUUCCUCAGGGCUGUGGUGAGCAUUAAAUUUUGAACACCUGAUGCCUGGUACAUAGGAUGUGUUCGCUAUUGAUGAACUAUGGAUGAGUGUCUAACAAUAUAGCACAAAUACACUUUUAUGAUAAAGAUGAAAACUAGUAAACUGUUCACUGUGGUUAAUGUU
Messenger RNA from Arvicanthis niloticus (Nile rat), 3987 nucleotides. It is a transcript of the gene Znf473, whose product is annotated as zinc finger protein 473. NCBI's taxonomy places the organism in Eukaryota, Metazoa, Chordata, Mammalia, Rodentia, Muridae. The record is from RefSeq and is a predicted model, not a curated record. Gene Ontology annotation, biological process: regulation of DNA-templated transcription.